This is a messenger RNA of Pseudogymnoascus verrucosus, 531 nucleotides long. RefSeq lists its product as uncharacterized. Lineage: Eukaryota; Fungi; Ascomycota; Leotiomycetes; Thelebolales; Thelebolaceae. Gene Ontology annotation, biological process: vacuolar transport. Bases 1 to 531 code for a protein of 176 amino acids. The record is from RefSeq and is a predicted model, not a curated record. Gene Ontology annotation, cellular component: endosome. The transcript is spliced from 4 exons.
AUGGCGUUCCCCAACAUUUACACCCACAGGAAAGUGGCAGAUACAGCAUCAAAGCCAUGUGAUAUAUGCUUCAAACCGAGCACCAGCGUGCUCGUUGUUCCUGAAAACAAGGACUUUUUUUUCAUUUGCCCUGGCCAUUUGAAGGACAAGGGCUUCUGCACUCCUAUCAUAGAUGAAGCUGCGGUAGCGGCUAAGAAGAAGAAGGAGAUGGAGGACGAGGUAGAGCGGGUGAAGAAGGAGUUUGAGGAGAAGCAAAAGAAGAAGAAAGAGAAGGAAAAGGAGAAGGAGAAGGACAAGGACAAGAAAGACGAAGAUAAAAAGGAGAAGGGCGAUGAGAAAAAGGACGACGACACCAAGAAACCAGAUACUACAUCCCAAGAACCGGAAGAAGAACCCCGAGUCUUUGCUCUCCAAAAGGCCUUCUACCAAAAACGCCUUGACCGCAAGCGAGCAGGGGAAAUCGCAAAACGCAACCGCGAACGCUUCCAAAACCCAAACCUCUUCCCCAGCGUCCCCAAAGACAUCCGCUGA